This is a messenger RNA of Pseudozyma flocculosa PF-1, 531 nucleotides long. RefSeq lists its product as uncharacterized. NCBI's taxonomy places the organism in Eukaryota, Fungi, Basidiomycota, Ustilaginomycetes, Ustilaginales, Ustilaginaceae. Gene Ontology annotation, biological process: positive regulation of DNA-templated transcription. The transcript is spliced from 4 exons. The coding region runs from base 1 to 531 and encodes 176 amino acids. Gene Ontology annotation, molecular function: transcription coactivator activity; chromatin DNA binding. The record is from RefSeq and is a predicted model, not a curated record. Gene Ontology annotation, cellular component: nucleus.
AUGGCUCUCAACUGGGUGACGCUCGACGAGAUGUCGAGCAGGCCGCUGCCCCUCGACGAUGAGCGCUUCCUUCACUCGGUUCAGAACGCCGCGCUAACACUCGACUUCUCGGGCAGCGCCAAGGCCAGCUACAAGGCCACCGGCAGGGCCUUCGUGACGUCGCGCAGGGUUGUAUUCCUGAUCCAUCCGAUGCCGCCACCGCCGCCACCUGGUGCACCACCGCCAACGUCCCUUCAUUCCCUCUCGGUCCCCCAUGACCACUUCCAGAACUUCCGAUACAUCAUUCCCAUCUUCUCGGCAGCGUAUCUCGAAGCCGAGGUCUUUCCUGUGACCGGAGGUGGACUGCCACAACGGCAGACGGGGGAGCCGGAGACGCCAAAGGGGAAACUCAAGAUCUGGUUCAACGAGGGCGGCGGCGUCGCCUUUCGCGACGCGGUAGAGAGGGCAAAAAAGGAGUGGGAAGAGGUUAAGGCGAAGCAGGCGGACGAGGAUGCGCUGCCUGCGUAUGAGCCACCGUCCGGUCAAUCAUGA